Molecule: messenger RNA, 1939 nt
Organism: Planococcus citri (citrus mealybug)
Lineage: Eukaryota; Metazoa; Arthropoda; Insecta; Hemiptera; Pseudococcidae
Gene: beag
Product: IC cytokine homolog beag
Exons: 2
Coding region: 236-1726 (496 amino acids)
Biological process (GO): mRNA splicing, via spliceosome
Cellular component (GO): nucleus
Source: RefSeq, a predicted model, not a curated record
CAGUAGCCAGCCUCUACUCGUAAAGUUCUCUUUGACACUCUUUUCCUGAUUAGUUAUUAAAUUAAAACGGAAGUGAAGUAUGAUAUUACAUAUUAAAUACUAUAGUAUUUACUAAUUAGGUGAUUGUUAUCACUUAUACGUUUAUCGAUUCGUUGUGUCGGUUCUGAUACUGAAGCAGAGCAGAAGUUCUUUUAUUCGUAAAUUUGGUGUUUGAUCAAAACUUAAAAUAUACAAGAUGCCUAAACCGGAGAAAACUCAUCAAGAAGAUGAGGGAGACAAAUCCCAUCGACUUACGAAUGCUGAUUUUCGUAAGUUAUUGAUGACUCCCAGAACUACUCCAGCAACUAUGCCAACCAUGGUUUCCAACUCAGCGACCGCCAAUAAACCGCAAGAAAUUCUGAAAACUAUUCCAAAAACAGAAGGUGAGGAUAAAGCUGAACGUCGUCGUAAGAAGAAAAUAUUUUAUGCCAAACUAAAGAAACAAGAAGAUGAUAAAAUGGCGGAACUCGCAGAGAAGUACAGAGAUCGUGCUAAAGAGAGACGAGAUGGUCAAAAUCCUGAUUAUCAGGUAGAAGAUCCUCUCUCAGUAGCUAGUGGUUACCGAGCUGUUGCUCCAGAUGUUAAAUCUGGAAUGGACGCCGCAGAACGAAGAAGGCAAAUGAUUCAGGAAUCGAAAUUUUUGGGUGGUGACAUGGAGCAUACUCACUUGGUAAAAGGUUUGGAUUAUGCGCUGUUACAAAAAGUAAGGAGUGAAAUUCAAGUGAAAGAACUGGAACAAGAAGAGGAAAUGGAACAAAUAGUUAGUAAACCAGUUAAGAAAGAAAAAAAGAAAGAUGAGAAUGAGAUACAGUUUAAAACUAGGUUAGGAAGAAAUAUUUAUCGCGUUGCUUUGGGUAGUAAAACAAUUGAACGAAAUCCAAUGUUCGCACCUGGUAGAAUGGCAUACGUUAUUGAAUUACAAGAUGAUAUGAUCGAUACUGAUAUUCCAACCACUGUAAUCAGAAGUAAAGCUGAUGUGCCAAGUUUAGAAGAAAAACCGAUGCUGACCACUAAUGAUAUUGUUAUUAAUAAAUUAGCCCAAAUUUUGUCUUAUUUACGACAAGGGCCCAAACAUUCCAGAAAAGCUCGAAGGAGAGAACGAUUACAAGCUGGCGAAGAUAUGAUUUUCCCUGAUGUGGGUGAUUAUGUACCAUCAACAGAUAAACGUUCGGAUGAUAAAAAGAAAACGUCUAAUUACUUCUCUGACACCAAAUCAAACGAACCACGUAGCUCUUAUAAAGAAGAAAAAGCGGUUUCCAAGUCUCAGUCGUCUUCUAAUCACGAAUCGAAGGCAGCUGGAUUACUAUCAAAGUUGGCAGCCGAACCAACUGGGUACGCGGAAUGUUAUCCUGGUUUAGAGGAAAUGCAAGAUGCAGUGGAAGAUUCAGAUGAUGAAGUAGAUUAUACUAAAAUGGAUCUUGGUAAUAAAAAAGGACCAAUUGGUAGAUGGGAUUUCGAUACCCAAGAAGAGUACAGUAAUUAUAUGAACAGCAAAGAAGCUCUUCCGAAAGCAGCGUUUCAAUAUGGAGUUAAAAUGGCAGACGGUCGUAGAACUAGAAAAUAUAAUAAGGAGAAAAAUGAAAGAGCUGAGUUAGAUAGAGAAUGGAAUAAGAUUCAAAAUAUUAUUCAGAAACGUAAAGCUCCUCAUUCAGAUGGAAUGCCACAGUUCAAAAUGCCUCGCUACUAAUUUUUCAAAUUUUAUUCAGCUUUGAAAACUUACGGUUUUUUCAUCAUUCACGUUUCAUAUGCAUAUAUGUACAUUAUGUACGUAAUGCUAUAAUACAUGUAUUUUUUUCGCGUAAUAAAACAGAUAGUUUAAGAAAACAUAAUUUAAGAGUUUAUUGUAACACUUAUUGGAACAUACAAAAUGACGAAUGUAAAAUAAACUAUGUACCAUAUA